Molecule: messenger RNA, 1207 nt
Organism: Sander lucioperca (pikeperch)
Lineage: Eukaryota; Metazoa; Chordata; Actinopteri; Perciformes; Percidae
Product: cell wall protein DAN4-like
Exons: 6
Coding region: 120-797 (225 amino acids)
Source: RefSeq, a predicted model, not a curated record
GUGUUUUUUUUUUCUAUUGAGAAACGUGGUCUACUUUACCACACAGUUCCUGUUCUCAACCUAAAUAGAAGAUGAUCACACGUUAUUCUGUGCACUGAACCAUUUCAGUCUGUAGAAAGAUGAGGGUGAAUAUCCGCAGCUGCCUGUUGGCCUUUGUUCUGGGCUGUAACGUCACUGCAGGAAUAAUCCAUGAAAUAGUUGAAGAAAAGACACAGGUGACUCUGAGAUGUCCUCACUCUGUGGAGGGAUACGUGACGUGGAGCAGAGAGAGGAAUGGAGACAAAACUGACAUACUGACAGUUAAUGGAGACAGACUCAUAAAACACAUUGAUGACCCGGGCAGACGAUACAGUUCAUUGGCUGAUAAGUCACUGUUCAUUGUAAAAGUUGUCGUCUCAGACUCUGGAAGAUACUUCUGUAACAAUGAAGCAGCUGCAGAUCUGACGGUGAUCCCAUCAGGUAACAAGGCACCACCCACAACAACCACAAGGACAAACCCAACAACCCUGACAACAACCACACCAACAACAACCCCGACAACAGCAACAACAGCAGCACUUCCUCCAACAGAAGCAGCAGUAACAACUGUACCAUCAACUCCACCUCUGACUGAUAAAGAUAAGACUACAACAGAGAAACAAAGAAACAACAAGAAGAAGACUCCUUUCCCGUGGCAGAUGUGUGUUCGUACGGUGAUUGGAAUCCUCUAUUUAAUCAUCAUGAUCAGCAUCACCGUCACCACCUGGAGGAAAGCUCGACAAACAGCAGAAGCGACACACAGCAGAAACAGGAAGUGAUGUCAGAUCCUCCAUCACGCAGAAACAAGAGCGGUAAAAACUCAACUGUCAUCAGCGUUCGUCCUCAUUCAGUACAACAGAAAUCAGUCCUCGUGCUGCUUUCUACACCAUGACGACUACAGAAACUACUGUUACUUCUUCUACCACUGAUGUUGUGCAGCAACAACAACCAAACGUGGGAAACAAUGUAAUAGUUGAACUGUAAUGACCUGUUUGUAUAAUAGCCUGAACAAAUAAUGGACAAAACCUCCAGGCCUAAAAAAGGGAAGCCAAAGAUGAAGUGACUUAAAGUUGCAUUCUUCCUAAUUUCCAGCAGGGGGCGACUCCACUGGCUCCAAAAUGAAGUCUGUUUCUACAGAAGUCUAUGAGAAAAUGAGCUUUGUUUCUCACUUUAUUUAGUUUAUGGUCUC